AUGGUGCGAGACCGCUCCCAGUCUGGCUUCUGCCCCAUUCCAAGCUGUAAACACCCAAUCUUCACUUCAGACGCGGGAUUACUGCAACAUCUCCUUGGGGUUCACCUCGAGCAGUGGGAGAUGUUCCAGACUGACCCGCGUUUCAGCACUCUCCUAGAGUGCCAUCUCUGCCAAAAGGUCUACCCUCAAAACCGGAAUGGUCAAACCUCUCUGAGGAACCAUUAUCGCGAGGUGCAUCAGGGAGAAGGGGUCUCGAAGGCCUCUUCCAUCGGCCUCAAGGAGUGUGCUCAGCACAUGCUCACGGGCAAGGUGGUGAGAAUACUGACUCGUCCCACGAGCAGGCGUGCUAAGAAGCCGUUUAAAGAUGCUCCGCACCCGCCCGCGCUUGACAGCAAGCUCAGAAACGUGGAUCAGGCUCGCCUGAUCAUUCAGUUCACUGAAUCUUGCAAACCCUGUCGGCGAGGCAUUGGGCAUCACUCAGUGAGCGAUCUGCGAGCCUGGCAUCCUGGGGGCGCUCUCGCAGCCAAGUACGACCGCCAGUGCCCUGUUCCCGGCUGUGGGCUAUGGUACCCAAGGGCGAAGCUGCUCCAUAAGCACUUGAAGAAGUGCCAUCCAGACUUUGAGUUUGGCUUGGACCAGCAGCUGCAGCCUUUGCGCCUGGACAGUGACUCUGGAAGUGACACUUCCAGUGUCAUUGGCAAGGCCGUCACCGACUCCCUGGACUACAUUGUAAACUCAGACUCUGAGUGCUCUGUUAACUGCUUGCAACAGUCAUUGGACUCGCGGGCAGAUUCUGGAACUCCAGCCUCAAUACGGAUUGUAGAUGAGGAUUGA
Canariomyces notabilis is the source of this 834-nucleotide messenger RNA. RefSeq lists its product as uncharacterized. The coding region runs from base 1 to 834 and encodes 277 amino acids. The transcript has a single exon. Lineage: Eukaryota; Fungi; Ascomycota; Sordariomycetes; Sordariales; Chaetomiaceae. The record is from RefSeq and is a predicted model, not a curated record.